Molecule: messenger RNA, 1482 nt
Organism: Neurospora crassa OR74A
Lineage: Eukaryota; Fungi; Ascomycota; Sordariomycetes; Sordariales; Sordariaceae
Exons: 1
Coding region: 1-1482 (493 amino acids)
Source: RefSeq, a predicted model, not a curated record
AUGGAGAAUACGCUGCUAAGCACUCGCGACUUGGGACACUCCGAGUUCACGACGACGUGGCGAACGCUGUCGGAGGAACCCACCACCCAACGACCGCUUGUAGGGCCAGAGCAGAAGCUCAUGAUCCAGGCUUUGACAGGAGCAUACAGCUCCAACUUUAGCCUUUGCAUAUGUCUGCCUGAUGUCAUGAAAAUCAGCAUCAAAAACCCGGCAGUGGUAUUGCACAGUACAGCAAACUCAUUGGCUGAUGAUAUCAAAGAGGGCAGAGAAGAAUACGCCGUCUUGCUCCACGCCAUCCCAACUGGCCUGCGCAACUCUUUGAUUCAAGGGACACUGGUACAUGACUAUGUCACAGAUUCAGUCAAGUAUAUCGAAGAGCUAGGCGACCGUGGCACUUUUCCAGGCGUGUAUGCUGUUGGCAUUGCCUUCCGCCACCGUUAUACAGCUGAACGAGGCGCUUUCCUGAACUAUCGGGAGUGCACCCAAGUCAUCAGCAUCCUUGAAAACUACGCGGCUGCCUACCGCCUGUUGGCCACCAGUCACGAAGGCUCCCAGUUGCCACCCGAAGCCGAGCAAGUCAUCAAAGACGCUCGCGAGCUUGACAAAACCUGUGGAUAUCCACAUGAGGCCGUUGAAGAUGCAUCAGCUGGCACUACACUCCACUAUCUCCCAACGUACGGUAGUGCAAACAUACACAAGCUGGAGGUAUUCAUCGAAUCCUUCAAGAGACGAGCCAAGGCUCUCCAAAAGCUUGACAACACAGGCAGCGCGUACAUGCACCAAGGGCCUCUGUACGUAGGGUGCACUGCAGGUCAAAUGUCUGAACGCAUGAAGCAGCACCAUUACGAGCCCUCCAUGUCCGCCUUGCCAAUGAAGAAUAUGUUCUUGGCCCUGACUAUGGGCGCCCUGCUGCAGAUUGGGCUCAAGCCCUACACUGUUGGAGUGCCCAUCCUACCCGUUUGGGUGGGAGAACAUCUUCCCUUGGCUGAAAGACUGGUCACCAUGCUUGCAAGUUCGCUGAUAUCCCAAGACGGAUUCAAUGGCAUUCAGGCUGGCUCGAAAGCGGGCCAAGACUGCGACGAGGCAGGUCUGUAUGUUGCGGAAGAGACAACAUACUUUAAAAAUAACCUGGAUCGCACAUUGGCUGAUGCCGAUCAAUUCUUCACGGAUACCGAGGGCGUUGAUCACUUGAGGCAGUCUUUGCAGUUUGUCAAGACAGGCGAGCUUGAACGCAAGCUCAGUACCAUUGAGCUGCUGCUCGGCGAGAUGGAGACUAGCACAGCUAUGCUCAAGCAGCUGGGGGCGCGAUUCCAAAUUGGUGCAGAGCUGCGCCAAGCACAGGAGCGUCAUCGGGCCAUCAUCAAGCAAUACAGGUUCAAGCGCACCUUUGUCAAGCUGUUGCGAAGCAUGACACGUCGGUUGAACCUUGAUGACGAUACGAUCUUUGUGGAGGCUAGCAACCCUUGGCAGACAGAAGAUUAG